AAUUAAAUUAUAACAACUCUAGCCUACUCAUUUUAGCUAGAAUAAUUUCAAGGAUACAACUUUACAUGGCAUCUUUAAUAUCAAAGACGGCUGCAAAAGCAAUUUUCCGAAGGUCUCAGAUUGUACCAACAACAUAUUGCCGGAAGUAUUUAAAAAAGGAGCUUGAGGUGGUAGAAAAAAAAGAAGAUAAAAUACAACCUGUGAAAAAAGAUGCUUAUGAAGGAUUGAGUGCUAGUGAAAUUCGAGUGGAAAUGGCAAGAAUCGAACGAGAACGUACUGAAUUACUGCCAUUUGAGUCUGAUGCUCCAAUUUACAAGGAUCCGUAUUAUUUAGAAAGGCUGGAAAGAUAUCAGUUACAAGGUACAUUAAAGAAUCCCCAUAUUGUCACUUCAUGUGAAGACUACAGAAAUAUUGCCUGUAUUUGUGAAGAACAUGUAAAAACAUUAGAAGUUAUGAAAAUUGUAGCCGGACCUCCUCAAAAAUGUCAGUGUGGAUAUUGGUUUCAGUUGAAAACUUUAACACCAGAAGAAUCUGUGGAGCAAAUAGUGAGAGACGUAUAUGAUAUAUACCAUCCUGUGAAAUACUGAAUCCAUCACAUAGAUAAUGUCACUCUUACCUCCAUAUUUCUUUAGCAGAUCUUUGACCUUCUAGAAUCGUGAAUGUCCGUGAGAUUUUGUUUGUUUCAUUAAAUUUAAACUAAGAUAAUGUUCAGCUUUUAGGAUACACACAAGUUUUGAUGUGACACUUUAUGAAUUAUGUUAAUUUUGAUCUUUCGGCGGUCUGUAUGACUCAUGUCCUGAUCAAAGUGAUUUCUGGAAACAAAAUACCUUCAGCUGUAAGGAUGUAGGAGUAUCAAAGGCUUGGCAUUAUCUUGAACUGUGUUUCAAUAAUAAUAAAAAAAAUAUAUGUGUCUGUGAUAGUGAUAUGUGUUGGCUAACUGAGAUGAGGACUCACCAAAACUGUGUAUGAAAAAUCCACAUAAAGAAACUAAAAACAUAUUAUUGUUAACAUUUUGAUGUAUGUUGAUUUUAAAAUAAGAUGUAUGAAUAUUUGCCCUGCUCACUGACUGAUUUAAGCAUUUUGUUUUAGUGGUAGAAUGCCUUUCAGACAAACAUUUUCUAAUUAAAAGUCUAGAAGUAGAUAUUGAAUCUGACAGACAUAGCAUGUACUAAUUGUCUGAUUUAAUGUAAUGACAAUUGAACCUGGCAUAGUAUUUUCAAUUGGUGACAAGGUAGCGAAAUUAAAGUAUUCUUUGAAGCUUCCAUCAAACAAAGCAACCAGACAUCUUAUAGAGGAUAUUUGUUAUCAACUUACUUUAUUGUCUUGUCUAUAUGACAUUUCAAAUCCAAGAAUGUAAAUUAUAAUGUGAACCCAAUAUAAAUUAAAUGAAAUGAAAUG
Lottia gigantea (owl limpet) is the source of this 1398-nucleotide messenger RNA. RefSeq lists its product as hypothetical. The record is from RefSeq and is a predicted model, not a curated record. The transcript is spliced from 4 exons. NCBI's taxonomy places the organism in Eukaryota, Metazoa, Mollusca, Gastropoda, Lottiidae. The coding region runs from base 66 to 587 and encodes 173 amino acids. Gene Ontology annotation, cellular component: mitochondrial envelope. Gene Ontology annotation, biological process: mitochondrial electron transport, cytochrome c to oxygen.